GACGGAGGAGGGCGGAGGCGCUGUGGUGGAAGGAAGCGACGUGAUUGGCACAGAGAAGGAGCGUCUGCGCGCCCCGGUGACCCCCCACCCGGAGCGCUUUAAAGGCCGAUAGAUGGCAGCUCAGCAUCCUCCCACAUCCACGGAGAAGGCGAGCCGGAGGACGGAGCGCGGAGCGGAGCGGAGCAAGCGGGAUAUUUUGAGGAUAUCAAAGUGAAUGAAAACAAACAAACAGAAAGAAAAAAAAAAGAUAAAUGACAUGAAAGAAUGAAGAUCUGACUGCGGAUUUUUUUUUUUGAGAUUUGAACGGAAAAUAUUGGUGGAGAUAUUUCACUUCAGAUACACUCCGAGAGAGAAAAGACAACUCAGCGGUCAUGCAGCACUACGGGGUGAACGGCUACUCUCUCCACGCCAUGAACUCACUGAGCGCCAUGUACAACCUUCACCAGCAGGCGGCGCAACAGGCCCAGCACGCACCUGACUACAGGCCCUCAGUUCAUGCCCUCACUCUUGCAGAGAGACUGGCUGACAUUAUUCUAGAGGCCCGGUAUGGCUCCCAGCACCGAAAGCAGCGGCGCAGUCGGACGGCGUUCACCGCCCAGCAGCUGGAGGCCCUGGAGAAAACUUUCCAGAAGACUCACUACCCUGAUGUGGUGAUGCGUGAACGUCUGGCCAUGUGCACCAACCUGCCUGAGGCCCGCGUUCAGGUCUGGUUCAAGAACCGUCGGGCCAAGUUUCGCAAGAAGCAGCGCAGUCUGCAGAAGGAGCAGCUUCAGAAGCAGAAGGAGGCAUCCGGAGCUGCAGAGGGUUCUACUGAGGACUCCAAGACUGACGUCACCAACUCCAACACCACAACCCUGGUUCCCGAGGCCCACACUCCUCCUCCUCCUUCCUCCUCCUCAUCGUGUCACUCAGAGACAGAGAGGCUGGCAGCCGCGAGGCCUCAGCCUGGAGAGAUGAGCGUGGAAGUCAACGUCACCUCCCCUGAGCCGUCGGACAGCGAGUCAGCAGCAGAGGAUAAUGCUGACAGAGAGGAGGACGAAAUGAGAGGGGAGAUGAGGGUUAAGAUCAGGGAGGAGACACAGGGGGAGGGGGGAGCGCAGCCGAGGAGCAGCUCCCCGUCCUGCAAACGGCUGAGUCCCACAUCAGACUCACCCCUGAGCUCCCCCGCCUUGCCGUCCUCCAGCAGUACAACCGGCGGUUUGGUGCAAAGCAACUCCUACGCUUCGUCGCCUCUCAGCCUCUUCCGGCUACAGGAGCAGUUUCGGCAGCACAUGGCCGCCACCAACAACCUGGUGCACUACCCGUCCUUUGACAUGAGCACGCCAUCCUCUCUGCCUUACCUGGGCAUGAACGUCAAUAUGCCGUCCCCGUUAAGCUCGCUGCCCUGCCAGUCCUACUACCAGACCCUGUCACAGGCCCAGCAGGUAUGGAACAGCCCCCUGCUGCAGGCAGCACCAGGCGGCCUCCCUGGAAGCCUCAACAGCAAGACAACAAGCAUCGAGAACCUCCGUCUGAGGGCCAAGCAGCACGCAGCAUCGCUGGGAUUGGACACGCUCCCAAACUGAAGCUGAAGCUGCUCAAUCUAUGCGUUCGCCCUCUAGUCAGGGCCGUACCUAUAAAUUAUGGGCCCCGUCAAGACACCUCUUCACCCCCUUCACCUUCCUCUUGACCUCUCACAUUGUCAGCACCUAUGUGAAAACUCAUUAGAAGCAUUAAAACGUAAGCUUUCUUUUUGGUCGCUACCCAAACGGCUGUCAUAAUUGAUGAAGUCCUCUGUUCAAAAUGUGUCAACAAUUCAAAUUCUUGCUUGUAUCAUCUCAUCUAACUGAAAGGCUGACAGUGUUUUGUUUGCAGUAUUUUUCUAAGACUUCAAAUAAAUCCAAUUUCAAAAGCAGAGCAGUGUGACAAACAGUAAAAAUUACAUAUUUUUCAGCCACACAAAAAAGAUCACAAACUGACUUUUAGAGCAGGCACUUUAGUUUGGGGUCAUGGGUUGUCACCACAACCCCUUCACCUCAUCGUCAUCAUAUGGGCAUACAGCUCACCCCUGAGAGCACUCCAGAACAUGAAGAACAUCUGCGUUGGAUAGACUAAACAGAAAAUAAGAUUAUAACAAGAACUCAACAGGACUUCAUGAAAAAAAAAAUUCCACCUGGACUGCAAUUGUGACCAAAGUGUGCUUUUUGCCUGUGGAUCUUUGCUUGUAUCCGACUCCUCCCGGUCAACACCCUAAGCCAAGUCUACUAAAACUAGUUGCUCACUAUGAUUCCAGCCUCCUCUGUAAAGUCAGGACAGGAAGUCUUGAACUGCAGAGCUGUCAGUCUCAUUCCAGUACAGAUAUAAGAUAUUAAAAUAUUCUGUAAUUCAACCCCUGAAUGUGAACUAUGCAUGCAUGCACUCCUCUAAAGCAUGGCUUACAGCCGCAAGAUACAGAAUGAAGUCACAUCAGAUAUCAGAAUUAAAGCUCAGAUCGCUCAAUAUAAUCCCCCAUUCAAUUGUAUUAUUUUUUAUUUUUUUGUAGAUGACAUGAUUCUCUUUGUUUGAAGUUACAGCACUCCGCUCUGCCGGCAAGUAUCCAUUGAGCGUUGUAAAUAUCCCUCAGUGUUGGCCUCCAUCUGCCUGGCUAAAGAGUAACUCCAUGUCUCCUUAUGUGUGAAGGAUUUGAGAGGAAAUGUUCAAUUUAUUCUUCAAUUGUGGCUUUAAGCAAAGGACCUACGGCAGAAUAGAAAUAAGAGGAGUAUCUGCGGACGAGGACAAAUAAAUAUGAGCCCAGCUGACAUUUUUAUUCACUCGGGUGCCAGACUAAACUUAACGGAGUCACCACUUUUUGUGAGACACCCUGGCCCAUUCUCAAUGUAUUAUAUCACUGUAGAUUCAAGACACGUAUUUCUUAAUUGUUUAAAAUGUGAGUAAUUUAUCUGUUUAUUGCAAGGGAAUAAAUCAAA
Larimichthys crocea (large yellow croaker) is the source of this 2945-nucleotide messenger RNA. Its product is annotated as diencephalon/mesencephalon homeobox protein 1-B. Gene Ontology annotation, biological process: regulation of transcription by RNA polymerase II. The coding region runs from base 372 to 1565 and encodes 397 amino acids. The transcript has 5 exons. The record is from RefSeq and is a predicted model, not a curated record. Gene Ontology annotation, molecular function: DNA-binding transcription factor activity, RNA polymerase II-specific; RNA polymerase II transcription regulatory region sequence-specific DNA binding. NCBI's taxonomy places the organism in Eukaryota, Metazoa, Chordata, Actinopteri, Sciaenidae.